Molecule: messenger RNA, 924 nt
Organism: Xylaria bambusicola
Lineage: Eukaryota; Fungi; Ascomycota; Sordariomycetes; Xylariales; Xylariaceae
Exons: 4
Coding region: 54-860 (268 amino acids)
Biological process (GO): mycotoxin biosynthetic process
Source: RefSeq, a predicted model, not a curated record
UAUUACCUCAACACCCGUCUAGAGUGUACAGUUUUUUUUCAUACUAUCAGACAAUGUCAAACCCUUUGCAUGGACAGCGGAUACGCCAUAGGUUUUCUUGGCUAAGCCAUACCGGAACGCUUAUUCUUGGGCUCUUCGUAGGCUCCCUCUUGACUCAAUCUUUCACAUUGGACGCCAAUCCUGAGAAUUGCCGUCAAGUAGGUCUUUCUACAGCAAAGCCUGCGGAAGUUAUAGCUGCCCAAGAGUCAUAUGCGACGCAAUGUCCUGAAUCGCUGGAGGUUCUAAGUCCCACCCACGGAUUCAUACAACGAAGAAGCGUGCGAGUAAACGGAACAUAUAACAUACCAAGCCCCUUUAAGGGACCGCCGGGCCCAGAUGUGGAAGCAGCUUGGGCACGAUAUUUCCAGAACUGGACCUUCACAGUUGACGAGCAUACAUACCGCUCAUCAAGGCCACAACAUCCAGAAGCUGCCGUUCGCAUGGCGACCGGAGAAAAUGAGGGAUUCUUGGCCAGCUUUGAGGCGACACACCAAUUGCACUGUCUCUAUAAUCUCUUUCGAGCUUCUUAUCUUGACUACUACGAAGAUGAGCGCAGGGACUAUGAAGCAGACCCGGCAAAGUGGCACGAGCGGGUUGAUCAUUGCACAGAUAUCAUAAGACAGAAAUUAGAAUGUGAUCGCGAUACGACUCUAGUCUCCUACAAUUGGGUCAGGGGCAAAGGUACGCCGAUGGCAAACUUCAAUGUUGAGAGGAUGUGUCCAGAAUGGUCAGAGAUGGACUUGUGGCUUGAGGAACAUGGCAUUGGAAAUAAAAUGCCCCCCAAGCCCUCAAAUGUGGUGGAACUGGAUCAAAUCCCCUGAAAGUAGUGUAGAAUAUUCUCGACUAUAUCAAUCAUGAUGGUCCCUUUGGUCUCUCUCAUUUUCU